Molecule: messenger RNA, 4330 nt
Organism: Cheilinus undulatus (humphead wrasse)
Lineage: Eukaryota; Metazoa; Chordata; Actinopteri; Labriformes; Labridae
Gene: msl2a
Product: MSL complex subunit 2a
Exons: 3
Coding region: 866-2728 (620 amino acids)
Cellular component (GO): MSL complex
Molecular function (GO): ubiquitin protein ligase activity
Source: RefSeq, a predicted model, not a curated record
AGGGGUUGAUGCGAGGAAAAGUGGAAAAUCGAAUGAUUGAUGCAUUUGUAAACGGAUAGUUAGCUAUGUUUCGGCUGCUGCUCGCAAAAGAUUACAGAAGAACCUACGAAAAUUGCAGAAUUUCAAUUCGCAGCUCGCACUGCCCCCCUCUGCGUGGGGUAUAAAGCGGUCCUGGGUGGUUAGUCACACGGUUGAAUAUUCGCUAGCUAAUUUAGCUAGCUAUGCUAACACUUGCUGGUUAGCUUUGUUUACAUCAAGUGCGCGCCUGGAGACUGGUGGCUAAUUGCUAACCAGGCGAAUUUUAAACCACGGGAGCAGCCUCUCCGAGGAAAAGGCAUCGACGAGGAGACGUUGUUCAAUUGUAAAUGGACUCUAUGGCGAAUAUCUAUCAUUUUUCUUGGAAACGGUUUGGAUGAUAUCAUAAGCUAACGUUAGCUACACAAUGCUAAUCUUUUGAUCAUGGGUCGUUGGAUCAGUUGAUUCAAUGUUAACCGUUAAGUAGUAUUAGGGAUGAUGUGAGUUAUUAAAACGAAGGGUCGGAUUGAUCCGGAUAAAAGAAAACUUUAACUGUGAGCAUAAACGUCUCCUGUUUGUGAAUAGGAGCGACUACGAGCCGGUAAUGCUAACACUAGUUAGCAUCCCGUCGAGCUAGUGUGCGCGUUUGGAUCUAACCGCUUCACCAUGUUCGCUGUAAAUUCGUGUUUCAGUCAAUAAUACUGAAGUCUGCAUUGAAAAGCUACCGGAGCUGACUGUCGCUCCUCCAGGCCAGUUGAUAUUUCCCCCCAUCCCCCCUGAGACUUGGCUAUCUUUAUUGGUUGGAUAUUUCCCCGGGCCGUGUUUUCCGGUGGCUGCGGACUACACCGCUAUGAACCCUGUUAAUGCAACCGCUCUGUACGUGUCCGCCAGCCGGGCCGUGCUGCAGUGUGACCCCCGGCAGCCCAACACCUUCACGGAUAUGUACACGCUGCUACCCUUCUUCCGACAGUCCCUCGCAUGUCUUGUCUGUGGUAAACUGCUUGAAGAUCCCAUUUCACCCACACAUCCAGAGUGUCAGCAUUGUGUCUGCUUGGGCUGCAAAGGCCAGAAGAUGCGUAUCAGGCUGUCGUGUAGCCGGUGUAAAGACUAUUCAUGCUUCCAGGAGAACAAACAGCUUUCUUUGCUGGUGCAGUGCUACAGGAAGCUCUGCCUCUAUGUGACUCAUUCACCAUUGCUGCAGUUGAUCAGCAGCCAUGUAGGAGGCUCCCCUGAGAUUAUGGCCCUGCUGGAGGAGGUGCUAAUGUCAAAUGAAGAGGAGGUAGAGUCUGAGGACCUUUGCCUUGCUCAGGAAGAUGUAAAUCCCUCUGCUCCCAACUCCUUAACCCCCACAGAGGCACCACCUGCUCCUGCAGAGCUCUCAGCUGUACCCCAGAGCUCCUCCUCUGAUCCCCCUUGUUCUAAUGGACCACAGGACUGCAAUGGAGAAGUUCUCGAGGACUUGGAUCCAUCAUCUCCUGAGCUGGAAGUCUGCGAGCUGGUAGAGGAGCAGCCACAGGCCGGCCUGUCUGUGUCUGAUACCGGCUGUGCUGGUCUGGAGUUGAGUCUGACCACAGGACCGUUAGCCCCAACUCCAGGCACUGUGUGCUCACUCAGGGAUGGGGAAUCAAGCAGCAGGGAGCUGGAGGAGGGGGAGGUGUUGCUUCUCAGUGUGGAGGAGGUGCUACAGACAUUGGAUCCCCUACAGCCCAGUCAAGAUCCUUCUCAUUCUCAGCCAGAAAGAACACACACUCACACACACAUCACUGCGGACAGAGCACACACUCAGAUGUACAUACAGUUAGAUACAGCUCACAACUACACACAGAUUCGAACAGACAGGAUAAACACAGUGGCAAGUCAUGGUGCUCAUACACACUCAUCCUCCUUCGACCCUCCUCCUUCCAAGCCCCCACCGGUCCGCCUUAAACGAAAACGAUCCCGCUCAGAGAGUGACAGGGAAAAAGUGAAACCCCUCCCCAUUGCCUCCAUCCUGCAGGGCUCCUCCUCACACUUACACACUCCAAAUCCUCAUCCACCUCCUCAGACGUUGAACACACAACCACCCACACCCUCCAUAACUGUACCAGCACAUACAUACUCAACCCUUUCUAAUGGAGCCCCCCCAAAGCUAAGUCGCCCUGCGCCAAAUCACAAUAAAGGUGCCAGGAAGCAUGUUGAUCCGGGCCCUAAGAAGCCCCAUGUGAAGGCCCGCAGUGGUGGAGGCUCAAAGACCAAGGAUGGAAGCAAAGACCAGCGAUUGAUGUCUGGCUGCCUGGUGCCUCCAGCUCCAGUCAGGCCUCCAUAUAAAAAGCCGGUAGAGAAGAAAGGCUGCAAGUGUGGCAGGGCUACUCAGAAUCCAUCUGUGCUGACCUGCAGGGGGCAACGCUGUCCUUGCUAUUCCAACCGUAAGGCGUGCUUGGAUUGCAUCUGUCGUGGUUGCCAGAACUCUUACAUGGCCAAUGGCGAGAAGAAGCUCGAGGCCUUCGCUGUGCCAGAGAAAGCUUUGGAGCAGACGCGACUCACCCUAGGCAUAAACCUCACCAGCAUUACCGCCGCCGCUGCACUCCGCAACCCGGCAACCACCAGCAUCCGCGCUAACACCCUCCUCAAUGUGGCCACAGCAACGGGGACCCCCGUUACCACGGCCUUCCUGUCUCCCAGCCCUCCACAAGAACCUAACUAUGAAGACAGUCUGGAGCUGCUGAUUGGAUGAGAGGCUGGGACUCCAUUAACAGACAGCUCUGUGCUGAUUGAAUGUGACGGCUGAUCAGUGUGUCUGUCAGACAUCCUGUAUCCCCCCACCCUUUAUCAAAGGCAGCUAUGGGUCUGUCCUGUCCUGUAACCUGCUCUUCUUCUUCUGUGUUGGAAAAUGCUGAGUAGUAAGACUAGCAUGGGUGUGCCAAAGCCUCCUGUAUUGUGCCUGUGUGCCGGUGUGUAAUGUUGCCUGCCUUUAGUGAAACCUAUACUCCAUUUUGUUCUUCAGAGGUGCUUUUUGUUCGUUAGACCACAGAUAUUCUGUAAGAGGCAAUAGGAACCCAUACUGGUUUUGUCUUUGUUAGUAUCCGCACACAAUUAUAGAUUUCCUAGUGUGCAGUUUUGGUACAGAAUUGUAAAAAUGGCAUCAUCUCCUAGUCACCUGUCACUGCAUUUUACAUGUUUGAGGGUUACUCCAUGUGUUUAACGAUUACAUAAUCUGUAUUAGGGCAGCCCUGACUAACACUUGUCCCGUUAUGUGUUCUCAUCUUAAUUGUGAAUGAAUCUUGUGACUAAUCUACGGAGAAAUCCUGUUUCACACGACUGUUUGCCUUUUCUAUUUCAUGAACUCACUCAAUCCAAGUACUGUCAGAUUAACGAUGAAUUUGUCUUAACGAACAUGACUGAUGCAGGCAUUGUACAGGCAGCGAGGUAAUGUCAAAGCACUUGGCGGGCUCCACGGUUCCUGUGUGGGGAAGAGUGCGUGAGUGUGCAUGCGCCUGCUGAGAUUUACUGUAAUGUCAGUGAGGAGGUGUGUGAAGGGUUGAAAGCACUUAGUCUGAUUGAUUGACCAAUUUACAAUGAAAAACCAGUCCUGGUUACCUUAGCAAUAGGAGCACCAACAUGGGGCCUCCCAGCUCUUGUGCACACACAGUUGUUUACAGCAUUGCCAUUUCUAUAAUCUAUGACUGUCUUCUGAAAUAUUACACUGUUAUGUCUUGAUUAUGAGAUUGUACAUGACUGUGUUUAGAUAACUGAAGCCAUAGGUUGUUAUUAAGACAAAAUAUCCUCUGCGUGUGCGUUUUCUUCCCCUUGUCGUAGCGUCCUGACUGAUUAGAGACCAACUCAGAGACUAUUUUUGAUACCAACCAUUUGGUACCACUGUCUUUACUGUGUUUUGGUUAAAGCACCUUGAAGCCCUUCUAUAUCCUAAGAGGCUUUGUGUUGUCCGUGUUUGUGUUUACUGUCUCAGCUGUAACUACAACAUGUUCGUCAGUCCAGUCAUGGUGACCAAAAAGAGACCGAAGGAGAGAGAGAGCGAGAGAGGACUCGGGCAGACCAAACAAACAAACACCUUGGUUCUCCACUCAUUGACCAGAAUCAGCAGGUGGAUUACAGUAAGAUCAGCAGAUAUGAUCUUUCUUCCUGCUUGUGUGUCUGUGUAUGUUUCAAAGUGUAUUUCUUUUGGGCAUUACUUGAACCCUGAUCAGUUUUGGUAUUGUUUUUUUUAUGUAAAAACUCUUGUUUGAGGAGUGGAUCUUAUUAUUGCUGAAACAUUCACUGCCAUAAUAUGGAAACAUGUAAUACAACAUGAAUUAAAUGAUAGUUUUUUACUUUUUCA